AGUGUCCGCCGGCGCCGCCUCUGGGACGCACCGACCCACACCGCGCCGCAGCGCUGCGUGCAGGUCGCCGCGAACCGCUCCGCGCCGCGCCGCGCGCCACACACACCACACAUCAGCGGCUCCUCCUGUCCCGAGGGAGCGACAGACACCUGCCGACACCUUGCACGUGCACACACACUAGCACCACAGACAUCGACCACUAACCGUGAGCACGAAUGGGGGACAAUGACAACUGCUGCUGACACUUUCGGCGACAAGGAGGUCGCGUGUUAUUCCCCGAACGUCUCGAGUGCCACGUGCUCUGGCUAGAACCUGUGAUCCAGAGGUGUCAUCAGUACAGCCGUUCGCACAUUUCUAAUCACUCGCUUGAUUCGGGUGUGACUUUCACGGAACUGGCUCGAAAUUAGUGCAGGAAAUCCGUGCUAUUCCCGACUACAUCCGUAGCCUGUGAUUCCUUUUUUCUUUCCAUGCCCCAAAGUCGCAAAAUCGGUCUCUGCACUUGUGUUAUGCGCCGGCCGUAGUGACAGCCACGCGAUCAGCUCUUGCGCCCCGCCUGUGAAGAGAGAGGGCACGGUUCUCGCGGCCAGGGAAGGGCGGAUUUCUCUCAUGUCCUGAGUGGCUGCCAUGGGCUUCUCGAGGGCGCCGGGGCGCAGACGCCUGCGUCGCUAGGCCAGCGCGGCCCCUGCCGGGUAGGCCGCCCGGAAUGCGCCGCCGCUGUCGCUCGCACUGCAGGUUGUUGCAGAGUGCCCCGCGCGCGCGGUCGCGCCAGCCUUCUGGCAUGGCAGAGUGACGCUCGGCGACGCGCCCCACCUCGACACUACUUUGUAAAUAGCGUGUAUACGUUCCGCUGGUCACCGCCGUAGCUACCUGUGUCCCCGUCUCCCACUGUACAGAUACCGCAGCGAACCUACACCGUAGCGCUCUUGUUUGCGAUAGUAUUUUGUAAAUGUAAUUUUACUAGUGAAAAUUUUUUAAUACAGGCUACACAUUCUAUUUUUCUAACACGCGGUCUUUUCGUCUACCCUUUUGUAUAUAGUCCCAUUAAAACGUAUUGCAAAUGUACAGAAAAAUAUUGUAGUACUCUCGAUAUAACAAUUAAUUGCAAUACAUAAAUGUUAACCGCAUUCGUAAAUUUAUAACACUAAUUUACAAUAAAAUCAUAAGGUAACUGAAACUCCACAAAUAACGAGUAAUAUAACACAAUUCUAAUUUUUACUAAAAGUAAAGUUACUAAUAAACAGGAACGUUAAAUGUAAGCCUAAAACAGGUACACAUGAUUUUUAAUUUACAUUAUGGUUGCUUUUUGAAUUUUUGUGGUCUCUGAUAAUAAAGAUCGAAGGUCCCUCGGAGUAAAACGGGUAUAAGAAAUUAGCUGAACAGGAAUCCUUGGCGGCUGUCCAGCCCAUGAAGGAAUCCUGAGUUAAGAAUUUCCCUUUUUAUUAAGGAAUUGUGCCCUUGUUUUUUGUAACGGGUGCAAUUUUGAUGUCGUUAGAAUAGUGCAAUAUUUUCCGUCUGCUGAAUUUCGGACAGAAGGCGCAGAAGAUAGUUUAUUUAGCUUUACGUCCCUCGUUUACACUUGGCGUUCUAAAGUGUAGUAACCCUCUUGUUUAAGUAGUCUAAUCAACUAACACCUGUACUGAAACUGAAGAUAAUUCUCUGUUCCACUUCUAUCAAUUUCAAUAAUUAGUUCUCACUUCUUUCUUGAAUACCUUCGCAUGGAAAACUAUUAAUUCCGGUAGAGUAUUCGUUUCAUUCAGCGAAGACUUUAACCACAGAAUAAAAACGGAAAGCGGGGUCAACGGAUCAGUUUUGAUUGAAUAAUAUAACUUCAUUCAGUUUACAAACCUGACUAUAGAUCACAGCUCGUAGGAAAAAUUCCUCAGUUUUAGCUGUCGGACUUAUUUUCACCGAAAAGUUCUUCCUUAUCAUUUCUGCAAACAGAAUAAAUCAGAAAAACUUAAACUGGUUGUUACAUCAUACAAAGUCUUCUCUUGCUCAUUAAUUUGAUUACUUCUGGCUCUUCAUCCUGAUUGUUAAUUUCUUCAUAGCAGUAGAUGUGUAGAUAACAUUUGCGAGUGUAAUAGAGUAAGUUUGCUAACAGCUGAAGGCUUCUAGAUAGAUAACUCAGGUGGAAUUUAUAGCAUUCAAGGUACCAAACACAAUACAAAAAUUAUCAAAAAAUCUAUUGUCAAUUUCGUGAAAGUGCAACCACCUAUGUUAGAAACCCACUUGCUUAGGGAAUAAGAAAAAUAAACGCUGAAUAAACAUUGAUAUCUGGUUAGCUUAAAAAUUUGGUCAUUUGCAAGUUUCGUUCCCAAUAUAAGCAUUCCAUUAAACACUUUUUUACAUAAACUGAAAAUAGUAUGAAAUUUAUCAAUGUAUGCAGGGACCAAAGCACUAUUGUCUUCGAGCCGUCGACAGCCAUUUAAUCUGCACUGAUAUCAAAAAAUUCAUCGCGCUUUGUGGAGUGAAGGAAUUGACGCAAGAGAUUACAAAGUUCCAUCACCAAGUUAUACACUGAAGGCUAUAUCUAGUGGGUGACUGCGCUGUUAGGAGAACUUUGCUAGUUGGUACAUUGAGAGCGCCUGCGGCCUCACACGAGUGGAUAGUGGACUUGUCGCUCGGCAUGGACGAGGCGAGAGCGACCGCCGGGAACUCCUCUUCCCAGGAGGACGAUGACCCGCUGGGCGGCUACUACCUGCUGUGGAACCUCUCCGCGCUGGCCCUCUCCUCUCCGGAGGCGGACAACUCUACCAACACCACCGCCAACAGCACCCUUUUCAUCGUCGACUCCCUGUUCCCCAGCGGGUAUUCCCUGCCGCACAUUAUCCUCGCCUCGAUCGUCGUCACGGUGCUCAUGAUCAUUGUCGUCGUCGGCAACAUGCUGGUCAUUAUUGCCAUCGCGACGGAGAAGGCCCUGAAGAACAUUCAGAACUGGUUCAUCGCGUCGCUGGCCGUCGCGGACUUCUUCCUGGGUCUCAUCAUCAUGCCGUUCUCGCUGGCAAACGAGAUCAUGGGCUACUGGAUCUUCGGCAACUGGUGGUGUGACGUGCACAGCGCCAUGGACGUGCUGCUGUGCACGGCGUCCAUCAUGAACCUGUGCCUCAUCUCGCUGGACCGCUACUGGUCCAUCACGCAGGCUGUCGACUACCUGAAGAAGCGCACGCCGGUCCGCGCUGCCAUCAUGAUCGCCCUAGUCUGGCUGCUGUCUGGCCUCGUCUGCAUCCCUCCUCUGCUCGGCUGGAAGGUCGACCGACCCGUCGAGGAGUUCCCCAAGUGCCAGGUAAAAGCUUCACUUUCUUGAGCUCGUGUUGUAGCCGAAUGAGGUGAGCCUGCAUGCCGGUAAAGUGUUUGUGAGCGGUAUGUGGUAUUCACUUUGAGUCAUACAUUUAGAGACACAAGACUCAUUGCUAUAAUAAGUUACAUUCUGAAAAACUUGAGUAUAAGUACAGAUGUGCUUCACACAGGUGAGUCAAGUAAUUUGCAAUACUUAUUACAAACUUCUCGGAGCGUCACUUUGAGAAUUUCUAUAAUUUUUUCAGA
Schistocerca gregaria is the source of this 3543-nucleotide messenger RNA. Its product is annotated as alpha-2 adrenergic receptor-like. Gene Ontology annotation, cellular component: membrane. The record is from RefSeq and is a predicted model, not a curated record. NCBI's taxonomy places the organism in Eukaryota, Metazoa, Arthropoda, Insecta, Orthoptera, Acrididae. Gene Ontology annotation, biological process: adenylate cyclase-activating adrenergic receptor signaling pathway. The transcript has 2 exons. Gene Ontology annotation, molecular function: G protein-coupled amine receptor activity. The coding region runs from base 2627 to 3304 and encodes 225 amino acids.